Closterium sp. Naga37s-1 is the source of this 615-nucleotide messenger RNA. Lineage: Eukaryota; Viridiplantae; Streptophyta; Zygnematophyceae; Desmidiales; Closteriaceae. The record is from the annotation of a GenBank genome assembly.
AUGGACAAAAUGUUGGAAGCGGCCCAAGUGGUGGACUCCCGGAUAUGCAAGGGGGAGUGUGCUGGCGAGGCUGCUGAAACGAUCAAGAAGCUCAAAGUGACAGUGGAGAUGCUGGUGCAGCAGUUGAAGCAGGUCAACGCUCGACUAGCAGCAGCCGAAAAGAGAAAUGUGUUCGGUGCUGAUGAGAAAAAAGGUGCAGAUGUCACGGGGAGCAUAGUUGAGACUGCUGCUGAAGACAAGGAGAAAGAAGUUCCCAAGAGUGACACUCGUGAGGAGCAGAAAUACAAGGCUAUGGUGCAGCGGAAGGAUGCUGCUAAGAAGGAGAAAUCUUUGGUGCUAAAUGUGGGAGGUUAUGCAGCUGAUGAGGCUAAGGAGAUUGGUGAACCCAAGGUGAAGCCGGGCUUGAAGGAAGCAGAGAUUGCGGGGGAGCAGAUGAGUGCAUUCCCUAAAACUGGAGUUGGGAUAAGCUAUGCGGCGGCGCUGGUGAAAGGCAAACGCAAAGAGUUAGUUCAGGAGGGAAAGCAGUUUGGCAAGGAUAUGAAUACUCCUAUGCCAAUGACGGAAGCAGUGAAGGGAGCAGUUAUUUCUAGUGAUGUCGUGGGUGGAUUCGAAUAG